Molecule: messenger RNA, 2088 nt
Organism: Talaromyces atroroseus
Lineage: Eukaryota; Fungi; Ascomycota; Eurotiomycetes; Eurotiales; Trichocomaceae
Exons: 6
Coding region: 1-2088 (695 amino acids)
Biological process (GO): DNA-templated transcription; regulation of DNA-templated transcription
Cellular component (GO): nucleus
Molecular function (GO): transcription cis-regulatory region binding; DNA-binding transcription factor activity, RNA polymerase II-specific; zinc ion binding
Source: RefSeq, a predicted model, not a curated record
AUGAAUGAGGGCCUGGACAGUGAAGCCACAAGAAUGACGAGCGUGAGAGCAUGUCUGCCAUGCCGGAGAGUAAAAAUGAGAUGCUGUCCCGUGGUGGGAAGUGCCAAGUGCGAGCGCUGCCUUCGAAAGUCUAUGGAAUGCGUCUCAUAUGUUCAGAGGAAGCGUGGGAGGAAGCCGUUGAAGCUGACAGGGGCUGACUCCCCACACGGUCCUAGCCGGCGCAUUACACGGGAAGCGUCCACUAUUCCAUCUAAAGUAGAAUACAUGGGAACGUCUGGCUUGCCGGCGGCGACCUCUACAGAUCAGCGACAUCCUGGACACGACCAUCGUGAUAGUGUAAGCUCUAACGUUUGGGCCAAGAUUGACGGGCUUCAGCCAUCUUCCCUUCUCACCCGGGAAGCUACUAAGGAGAAAUAUUCCCUGCAAUCGAUUCUCAGUAUUAGUAGGGAUCUCGAUAUGGAUCAGGCCGAGUCUACUUCAUGUCUCCCUGAGGAUGAUCCUGUAGUCAAAGGCAUCGUGUCCUACCAUAUAGCUACGUCUCUCUUUGAAGGGCAAAGUUUCAACCCCUUCAUUUGUGUCCUUGAUCCUUCUUUGCAUACAUUUCAGUACAUUCGGGAGAGAUCUUCAUUCCUCCUCACUGUUAUGCUCUCUGUGUCGGCCAAGGCAUUUAAUCCUACCUUGCAUUUUGAUCUUCACAGAUAUUCAGAAAGAUUGUUCAAUGAUGCCAUCGCCCGAGGUACAAAAUCCCCCGAAGUCAUUCAAGCCAUACUGCUCAAAACGUAUUGGAAACAGUCAGACGAUACGCGGUCCUGGCCAAUCCUCGGAUACGCUAUCAGACUAUCUAUGGAAUUGGGCUGGCAUAAGUUAUCAUCGAAAGACGAGGACACCACGACCAUGUCGUCUCUUGAAAUUCGCAGGAGACGCAACGUUGAACGUACUUGGCUAGUGUUGUUCGUCUAUGAUAGGAGCAUGAGCCUACAAAACGGAAAUCCUUGGAUGAUUGAGAGGAGCGACUUUAUAGAAUCCGUCAACACAUGGUAUACAAGCCCGCUGGCAACUAUCAAUGAUACUAUUUUGGCCGCAUUUGUUUCUCUGCGUCUUGCUGCGGCAAAUAUCCUCGAGGUCUUCAACCCUCGGCGCCCUGCACCGUCCGUGACACACGCGUACCGAUUCAAUUCUCUCCUGAAAACCCUCACUCCUCAGGUAGAAGCCUGGAAGAAGCGUUGGGGCCAUAUAGCCUCGGAGAAAGAGCGAUGUCAUCCCUUUUUGGUGUCCUUCUUCGGCACACAUCUGCUCCUUCUUCUAUAUUCAUUCCCUCUCCAAUCUUCAAUAUCGUCACAGAGUGGUGCAUCCGUAGUCGACACGGAAGCAUUCUGGAUUACCUACACCAGCGCUAUGGAUAUGUUGAAACAAAUUUCCCAUCCAUCUCUAACGCCUCUUCUGAGUUUUGCUCACGAUUCAAUACACGCAAUGACUGCCUAUGCUGCUGUAUUCCUUAUAAAGUUAUUGCUAUCGGUAAAGAGUCUCACACGCAAGGAAUAUGAGAAAGCUACUAUAGAGGCCAUCGACAUGGCUGCGCGUGUCUUCGAACAGCAGUCAACACCGCCAACUUUCACAUGCUCCCUACAAGCAAGUUUCCUCAGAAACGUUGUGCAAGAGUACAAGAGGACGUGUAGACAGCACCUUUCGCGACAUGCAGACGAGCAAGAACACGACCCAUCUCUGUAUGAACAAAAUACGUCCUUCUCAGUAAUGCAAGGGAACUCCGGGAUCAACGAAGAUGAUUCUGCUCAGCGGCGAAUCCUGUCACCUUUGACGUUGGAACCAAGCGGAGUUCAGGAAUCUGGCCAAUAUCCCCAAGAGGGUGAUGCUUUAUCCGGAUACCAAAAUUUAGUAGCUAGUGCGCCUAUCGUCGGUACAGCAAAAGAUCAUGCCCCAAGAGAUGUGGGCAAUAUCGCAUUCGUUGCAGAUAGCACAGUUGCUCAAGACUUAUCACCUCAGGAUUGGGAAUUCACUAAUGAGGACUGGGUAUCUCUAUCGAUGAAUGCAGGUUUUGAUAUUACAGAUGGUAUAUUCAUUCCCAUCUGA